UGGCGCGAGUCCGUAAGGGGUACCUGAUUUAUGUAGUUCAUUGUACAAAACUUCGUGUAUAUAUUAUUUCACGUGCAUAAAACGUUUCAUUGUUAAUAUUUCAUUUUAAGUACAUAAAAGUUAAACAAUCACAUAGCCAAGAUGUUCUGGGGGUUAAUAAUGGAACCAAAUAAACGAUAUACACAGACUGUUGAAAAAUCAUUCCACGUGUCAAUGGCGAGUUUAGAUCUUACAAUAAGCGAUGAUAAUUGGGUACAAGUAAUGUUGUGUUAUGAAGACAGAAGCUAUCUGUUAUGUAAUUUAAGAAAGAGCUCAGCAUGGCAGGUACCACUUGAUUUAAAUUUUCAAGAGGGAACUAAAAUAGCAUUUACAUGUAAUGGUGAUGGUCAUGUUCAUUUAACUGGUUAUUUAAUACCUGAUGAAGAUUUGGAUUUGGAUGAAUUGGAAGAAGAAGAAGAAGAUGAAGAAGCACCACAAUUGGUUGGCAAGCAAUCAAAGAGGAAAGCUACAGAUCCCUUAAAAAAUGAAAAAAAUGUUAAGCGCUGCAAACAGGAAAUCGAAACAGAAUCAUCAGAUGAGGAUAUAGAAUUAGAUGGUAUAAAUGAAGAGAAUGAUUCUGAAAAUUCUGAAGAAGAUGAAGAGUCAUUUUUAAAGGAAGAAGAAGAAGAAGAAGAUACUGAGGAAGAUGAGGAAGGUGAAGAAGAUGAAGAGGAUGAAGAAGAGAAAAUAGUAAAGUCUCAACAAAAGGAUAAAAAGAAUAAACAGCAACAACAAGAAAAGAAGAAAGAAGAUAAAAAAAAAUUAGUGAAUGGGAAAGAAGUAAAACAAGAGCAGCAAAAUAAACAACAGAAAAAAAGCAAAGAACAAAAUGAACAGAAUGUCCAAAGUGAUAAAAAAAAAAGAAUAGUAGAAGGUGGAGUGCAAAUAGAAGAAAUACAAAUUGGUAAUGGCUUUCUUGCAAAAAGUGGAAAAUUUGUGUCUGUGUAUUAUGUGGGUCGUUUGAAAAAUGGAAAAAAAUUUGAUGCAACAACGCAAGGAAAUGGUUUCAAAUUUAGACUUGGAAAAGGUGAAGUAAUCAAAGGAUGGGACAUUGGUAUUGCAGGAAUGAAGGUUGGAGGAAAACGACGCAUUACGAUACCUCCAGCUAUGGCAUAUGGAGCAAAAGGUUCACCACCAGUUAUUCCUGGUAACAGUACACUGAUAUUUGAAGUGGAACUUAGAGAUGUAAAAUAAUCUGGGUGAAUAUUUGAUUCUUA
This is a messenger RNA of Habropoda laboriosa, 1256 nucleotides long. RefSeq names its product 46 kDa FK506-binding nuclear protein (gene Fkbp39). Gene Ontology annotation, molecular function: macrolide binding; peptidyl-prolyl cis-trans isomerase activity. The coding region runs from base 142 to 1233 and encodes 363 amino acids. Gene Ontology annotation, cellular component: chromatin; nucleolus. The record is from RefSeq and is a predicted model, not a curated record. NCBI's taxonomy places the organism in Eukaryota, Metazoa, Arthropoda, Insecta, Hymenoptera, Apidae. The transcript is spliced from 4 exons.